Talaromyces stipitatus ATCC 10500 is the source of this 1155-nucleotide messenger RNA. Its product is annotated as reverse transcriptase, putative. Lineage: Eukaryota; Fungi; Ascomycota; Eurotiomycetes; Eurotiales; Trichocomaceae. The record is from RefSeq and is a predicted model, not a curated record. The transcript has 4 exons. The coding region runs from base 1 to 1155 and encodes 384 amino acids.
AUGAAGGAUGUCUUCGAUAUGAGUAAAUGGCAUAAGUCUACAGGCACCUUCCGAAGCCCUCCACUGAAGGAUCCACUGAGACCCAACAGCUUCCCAGCAGUUACUAUACAUGAGAAACAAGACGUACUAGUCCGUAAUCUUCUCCAAAACUCGGCUGAGGCAGGAGACAUACCUCUGGACUCCCCAGCAGUCCCUACCACUAGUCUCUACUUCCCAGAUAUAACAAUGGCACAGGUGGAGGAGUCAGUACUUCAGGCAGGAAACACAGCCCCUAGCUCAGACGAAAUCCCAACCUGCAUACUCAAAGUGGCAUGGCCUCUGAUUAAGGACAAGAUCUCUAUACACCACAAAGUAUUAGUAAGGCAACAGUUUGGGGCUCUCCCACUAAGAUCUGCAAAUGAUCUAACCAUAUGCCUAACACAUGAUGUUGAACAAGCACUAAAUCAAGGCAUGAUUGCCUCACUCCUUACCCUAGAUGUCAAGGGCGCUUUUGAUGCCGUGCUUCCCGGCAGACUCAUCCGCAGAUUACGUGAGCAGGGCUGGCCCACUAAUCUUGUUCUCUGGAUUGCCUCCUUUGCUACUGGGCGAUCAGUCCAGAUCCGACUCGAUGGAGAGAUUGGCCCCUCAACAGACAUUGCCUGCGGUCUUCCACAAGGAUCCCCAGUAUCUGGCAUUCUUUUCAUGCUCUACAUAGCGCCCCUAUUCCGUCUAGGAAACCCAAGGAACAGAUUUGGUUACGCAGACGACGCAGCUAACCUGGCAAUCUCAACAUCUCUUGCUACUAACUGCAAAGCAUUAUCAGACUCACUACAAGAAGCCCUAAACUGGGGCGCUGCAGAGGGCAUUACAUUUGCACCAGAUAAAUACGAGCUUCUUCACUUCUCCCGACAUAAAGCAGACCAGGACCCAACCUACACACCUUCAGUAAAAGCUGGAUCUAUCAUAAUCUCAGAAAAUACUAAACAGCUAUAUCUAUCAUCUAAAGCCCUCACUGGAAUACUAUCCAUGGAGUCAAACCUUAUUUACUAUAGCAGGCUAUAUCAGCCUGUGUACUCUAUAAAGCAUACUAUGGCGCAGAAACCUAGUGGCCAGGACAUACUCGCCCUGGGCCUUCCUAAAUUUCAAAUUGAGUUGGAGAACAUCUUGAGAAACUAA